CCCGCUCUCCUGCAUGACUUUCCCGAGCGGUAAAGAAGGCCUGAGAGAAGAAGAAAAGAGCGAACCAUCAGAUUGACGACUGACUCCCUGCUCGAGUUCGACCGGUUAAAGGUUUGGAGCGGCGAUUCCACAUGGUUCUUGAGUGUUGAAAGACGACGACGAACACACGUCUUGCAUUUUCGUUUACCCAACAAAGGCUCAAAGUCCUCCCCGCCCGCGGCGCGCGCCAGUUCCCGGGAUUGGGUGUCAGCAUACGUAGCCAGCAGCCAACGCCGCCCCCUGGACAGCUGGCCAUCUCACGUUGGAGAAACAAGACCGCCUCGAUUUUCGACGAACAAAGAGGUUCCAUUCUCGUUGACUCGAAUCAAACGACCCGCCCCCGAAGCACUUGGCGGUUUAUCGAUUUCAAAACGGCGGAACACUUCCGAUUGCUACGACCAUACCACCAGCGUCAAAUCCGAAGCGGAGAGCACCGUCCGCGAUGGCGUCUGUCUCCUCGAGGGGCCCGACGCCUCACUCCCCAUACGAUGUCCAGUCCGCCGCCGACACGGACGAGUCGUGGCAGUAUCUGGACUACGCCUCGUACCCAGCCUCGGUCGGGUUUCUCCCUAGCCCGGUCAGCGGCAGCUUGAACGGCUACGCCGUCGUCGGCCACCGCGCCACCUCGGACCCGACGGGACUUUCCCCGCUAAACCUCGACCUCGACCCCGACCAGCCCGCCUUCUCCGCCGCGAGCUUCCCGGAGCAGCCUGAGGCCUUUGCUGCUCCGGGCCCGUCCGCCGCCGAUGGCCAAUUCGUUGCCGCCGGUCAGGAGUCGCAUUUUCUGACACCCCAGGGCUACCUCUUCUCUGGAGACCAGGUUAACUUGAACGAUUUGACCUCCUUCAUCAACUCCUUCCAAACGAACACCCCCCUGAAGGGCUUGGAGACAUACCCCCAGCACCAGCAGGACAGCAUCAACCUAUCGCAAACCUUGCAUCCCGAUUCCAAUUCGGAUCCAUGGAACCCGGCGAACCUCAAGGUCGACAAUGGAAGCUCCAUGUUCUUGAUGGAGGGCCUCUGUUCAUCGUCGCAGGGCUCCGCGACGACGAGCCCGCCUCGCUCGAGCCCGACCUCGCCCGACCUCAAACACGAAGGCGACAAGGCCGCCACAUCCAGCCCCAUCCGCAAGGUCAUCGCCGGCAAGGUCGAGAAGAAGAAGGCCGGCGAGCCGGCGAGCAAGUUCGUCAUCGUCACGCCCCACUCCAUCAACGCCCAUUCGGGUCGGCCCAAUCCGUACGAGUGCUUCGAGGCCAUGAAGACCCAGACGCGCGGACGUAAGGGCCCGCUGGCCAACGCCACGAAGGAGAGUGCCCUGCAGGUCCGUCGCCUGGGCGCAUGCUUCUGCUGCCACAGCCGCAAGGUCAAGUGCGACUCGGAGAGGCCGUGUAAGAACUGCAAGAAGAUCGCCCUCCAAGUGCCGCAGGUCGUGUGCUGGCAGUUCUCCGACUUCCUCACCAUCUUGUUCCCCGACUUCAUGCGGCGUCACUUCCGGAAGGAUCAGAUGUCUCACUUCAUGGCGGAGAACGUCGACCUCGACGCCGUGGAACUGGCGCCUCGCGAGGUCGAGCUCUUUUCGGGACUGUCCGCGUCGCUGAAAGUAAAGGCUAGAUUCUUCAACCCCCGGACGGCCGAAGUGCAGCAACAUUACCAUCUGCACAUACAAAGAGACAGGGUGGACCUUCAGGCUAGGGGUACGGCGCCCAUGGUUUUGGAGCUGGACUCGGCGGCACAAAGAGACGCUUUGAGAAAGAAGGUCAAGGGGUACCUGGCCGCCAUCGCUGCCGAGCCCAAAUACGCCAAGUCCGUGACGGAGUCAAUACGGCAUACCGAGCUGCCGAAGAAGGUAUUGGACGUCGUGCAGAGGUAUGCUAGCAAGUCUGAUUCUGCCAUGGUCAAGAAAGCCCUGGCGAUAUACGGCGCCCAUUUCGUCAUGACGCGACACCUAUGCAUCACCAGGCCGAGUGUCGUCAGCCUACAAGACUCGGGUCUUGUGCCGCAGGAAGUGCCGUGGGUGACGCCGCGCGUGGUCAACAGGCAGAUCAAGGCGGUGAUCGACGAGCUCCUGAUGCGGGACAUGCAGUACCUCUUCGAAUCCUUCUCCAAGUCGCUCAAGCCCAAGUCGCGACGGGAGUGGGCGCCGUGCAUGGCGUCGUUCCUGGUGCUCUGCCUGUUCAUGGAGUCGGUCGAGACGGCCGCCGACAACUUUGUCGUGGCGCUCAACGAGAUCAGUCUGCGGAACCACACGCCUCCCGAGUACAAGCGCCAGGACGCCCUCAACAUCAACCGGGAGGUCGAAAACAUGCCGUUUAAGCAGUUUGCGUACCAGUUUCACCAGAUCUACCAGACGCACAGCCGCGACACGUCGACGAGGCCGUUCAACCCCAUGCUUGAUAGCUCGUGGGCCGAGCAGGGCGAUCUGGACGGGCCGGCGAUGGAGAUGGUCAUAGGGUUGAAAGAGUUGCUCCAGGGCGACAGCUUCGUUGAACUCGACUUCCUGACGAUGGACCCGAUUCUCCCCAGCAACGGCGAGCAGCACCCUUUUCCCCGUGACGUCUCGGUAAAUUAUACGGGUCGGCUACUCGCCAAAUUUCUGCUCUCUUUCCUGGACGAAAAGUACAUCUUUGGCGAGAGCAUGAUAUGAAAUAGCCAUGGUCUAUGUGGUUUAUGCAUUUCAAUGUGGAGUUCCGGCCUUAUUUAAAAGACUAAUCAUCAAAUACCCUCUGCUAUUGUUCGGGCAGUCAUCUGCGCGUCAUGUCGAGUUUAAACAAUCACUGCGCUGGCAGAAUAAUGACAUUCGCCGAAUGCGCAAGCAUAGAGUGAACACACCAGCCGCCUCUCGUGCAAGAGCGACGUGAUAUGUUCGUCCGAUUUUAGUCCUGGAGCCACACUGGUCUCAAUGGCAGCAGGGUGGAGCGGACCGGUUGUCUAGACCGUUGGUUUUGUUCUCCCACUCGAACGAUAUAAAAAGUAGUUGACACUCUUGCGCAGUAAGAUCGCGAGGUGUAGGCAAAUCGUGGGGUUUGGUCAACGUGUGACCGCUUGUUCGCAAUUGCGACACUCCAAAUAUGAGGUCUUCUUGCGCGUGCCGCCUGGGGUGGCCAUCGGCACUUGCAGAUGAGCCCACAGAGAGCGUAUUGGUCCAGAUACGAGGCCAGCUUAAUGUCUUGUGAUGGAACGAGACAAGUCUGACACUCGAUGGACUGAUCAGGACCAUACAUAGGAAUCCUGCCUCUGAUUGGUUUCGGGCCCGCGCGCGAAGAUGUUUGGAUGUCGAUGAAGAGCAAACGGACAGGAUGAAGAAGGGAAGAGCGUGAAAAUAUACUUUUGCGAGAAAAACACGUCGGCUGGGAAAAUAUGGGGCCGCCCUUCCUCAAUCACGAGGUUCGCGAGGUGCUAGCCCUGAUUGGUUCUGUACGCUUAGGCAGCAAUGCUUACCUAACCAUGCGACCGCAGGCAACGACACCUCUUGCUAUAUUGCCGCGAACCACCUUUCUCCGUUUCCUGUUUGCCCUUUUUCCUCUUUACACACUUCGCACCAAAAUAAUCAACCGACCACCAACGUACUUUUUCCAGUUGUGUUCGGUCAGUUUGAGUGCUAGAGGGAAACUGGGCUGUGCCUCCCAUCCGAUUUUGUCGCGUUCUGGUUCCGUCAAUCAUGACGGCGCACAUCACCGAGAAAUGUCAGUGGGGGCGUGAUUUCCGACAUACCAAAUCUUCGCAACGGCUGUGUUGUUGGGAUGUACUCUGUGUCCUGUCUGACUCUGUCUAUGUAUCCGUCCGUAUCCCAGCCAACUGUCUUCGGUGCGCCUUGCCGGCCGGCCGCUGUUAGUCAGUCAGCCUAAGGCGACCGACUCACACUGAGAUUGAUGCCUAUCACAAGCUACCAGAAUUGUCAAUGUCAGUCAUCC
This is a messenger RNA of Colletotrichum destructivum, 3950 nucleotides long. RefSeq names its product Putative zn(2)Cys(6) fungal-type DNA-binding domain-containing protein. The transcript is spliced from 4 exons. Gene Ontology annotation, molecular function: DNA-binding transcription factor activity, RNA polymerase II-specific; zinc ion binding. The record is from RefSeq and is a predicted model, not a curated record. NCBI's taxonomy places the organism in Eukaryota, Fungi, Ascomycota, Sordariomycetes, Glomerellales, Glomerellaceae. Gene Ontology annotation, biological process: regulation of DNA-templated transcription. Bases 482 to 2683 code for a protein of 733 amino acids.